CUGCUGGUUGGUUAAUAAAUCCAAAGACAAAAAGAAAUAUAUUUAAAAACUAAUUCAACUCGGCAAUAUUAUUAAGGGAACUACUUUAUCUUAUCUGAUAAAUUGACAUUGAUCCAAAUAACUGAGAUGUACCCAUGUAGGUAUAUAGCCGAAAUUCUAACGGACACAAGGAAACCCGCUAAAUUUAUAUAAACAAAUAUGGCAGCGAAGCCACAGCUGAUAAAUAAAAUUUCAACUAGCAAUUCCGUCUCCUAGUAAUAAUAAUGGAAACUUUGUCAAUUAACAUUUGACCUGAAGGCCGACGGACUAUCGAUCGAUAUCUGUUUGUUCUCUGUCUUAAGAAAGUAGAACCGAUAAUAAUCAAUAAUUUUUCUCCUCGCAUUUUUCAAUCCAAUUCUUUUCAAGUCAUAAUAUUCUAUAGACUAAAGAAGCUUUAUCUUUGCUUGCACAAAAACGAACCUUUUUUAUAAGCAACAGUUAAAGAUUGAAAAGUUUAUGUUCAAUUGGAAUAAUCUUGAUUUAAGUGUCGAUUUCAAUAUAAUACAUAUAAAAUGUAGGUACUAAAAGUUAAGACAAAACAUUGGUCUCUCAUUAAUUGUAUCUACGGUUACCUUGUAAUUGUAAUCUGUGAUGUAUUUUCUAAGCAUGUCUGAACAAGUCGCCGCAAAAUUUAAAUUUUUAGAGAGAAUUAAACGGUAAAUACAUGCAGUGCAGUCAUCUCGUAAUAUUUUGUCGUUAUACGGUUUAAUAGUUAUGGAUAUCCCUAUAUGUUUUUCCCACUAUUUUAUGAAUAAGCAAAAUGUUAGAUCGUUUCAAAAUAUAUUUAAUAUUAAUUUAUUUAAAUCGGCCGAAAAUGAAGUAUAUAUACAGAACGUCCUUCAAGAUUCGGCAAGUGAAAUAUCUCAAGGACUGCGUGAUGUAUUAAAUACCUUGAGAAUCAAUAUUUUAAAGUAUUGUAAACAAGAUUUUAAAGAAGUUUUUGAACCUCCAGGACAAACCAAGACAUUGUGUCCUGUUGAUAAAGGAUAUAUUUUUAAUGGGUGCUCAUCCGGAUUGUUUAAAAUUAUCCCGAACGCUUUCUUUGGAAAUAACCAUAAUUUAAAAAUAUUUCAAAAGUGUUUAAAAACCAUAGUUUACAGUAUGAGGAAACAACAUUUAAUUUUCUCAAUGUUUAUAAAAACAUGGAACUACGAUGUUGGACUAUGGGCUUCUUUCGAAUUGAAUAUUGCACAGAAUAUGCUGUUAGCCGUCUUAAUGUGGGUAUUUAAAAAUAUUUUAUCGGCAAUUAUUUGUCUUAAUUUUUAUGUAACAACCUGUAAAAUUGAUGCGGACGAGAAUAAGCUACAUUAUUUUUGGAAAUAUCAAUGGCAAAGUUUUUACGAUAAAGAAAUACAUAAAUUGCUAGUUCGACGUGCUUUAAGCAAAUAUGAGCCUUACUGUCUAGGCAAAAAAGUAAAGAAAAGAUUAAAAUAUCAACAAUGUAUGGCAAUUAAAAACAUCAGAAGGGAUAUACCGAAACUUCACUUUAUCUUAAAGCCAAAUAACGAAGUUAGACCAAUCGUCCGAUACAAAAAUGGCAUAUUAAGUAUUUCGGAAAAAUAUAAAAUCAAAGAAAAAUUGUUGUUCCUUAAACUUUUAAGUGGACAGGGAAGACGUAAAUUAGAAUCUCAGUUUGUUUCAUUACAUUCGGAUUGGCUGAAACGAAAUAAACCAAAAUUAUAUUUUAUUAAAGCUGAUUUACGAAAUGCUUUUGGAUCUAUCAAUAAGUCGUUACUUAAAAGAAUCAUUUCGGAGAAGAUGGAAGAUUUAAAGAAAGAAAACUCCUACUAUUUUAAAAAAUUUUGUGUGCAAUACAAAGAAUUGUUGGCUGAACUUCAAAAGCCCAUAUAUGUUCGAGUUGGUUCCACAAUUUUUGCUUGGCAAUCUGGUUUAGUCCAAGGAUACGUAUAUUCACCAGCUUUAUCUGAAUUAUAUUAUUCAUACUUAGAUAAAUUAUAUUUUUCCGAACAUCUUGAACAAAGUGAAAAUCAACUAAAACUUUUUACUAGAAUUGUCGACGAUUAUCUCUAUAUUACUGAUUGUUUAGAUGACGCUUAUGCGUUCAUAAAUGCGCUGUCAAAUUACAAAAAUGUAAACUACGAUAAAACUGCUGUAAAUUUUGAAUAUCCAGGUAUAAACUAUAGUGAUGUCAUACAAUUUGUCGGAUACACAUAUAAUACGCAAGAUUUAAUUGUUAAUAGAGCGCGUAAUAUUUAUGCUGGUCAUAUGUGUUAUAAAAUAACAUUCUCCCAAUCGAUCAGCAAUAUAAAUACAUUUUUAGAGAGCAGAAUUGGCCAGACUGGUAUCCCAAUAAAUUCUCUUUUAUUUAAUUUAAAUAACAUGGACGAGGAGAUACUAUGGCGCAACAUUUUCGUCACAUUUUGUAUAUCCGCAAAUAAAUUUUGUACAAUACUUUCCAUAUUGUGUGAGGACAUGUUAGACUAUUUAAUAAUUUAUAAAAGACAAGUUAGCGUGAAGCUUACGAACUCUAUAAUAAAAGUAUUGUCUAGAAAUAAACCCAAUGAUUAUAUGUUUAUGUACUGCAUAAAUCAUUUCCGUUAUUUGUCGUUUAAGGCCUUAUUGCUAUGUGCUAAAAAGACACCCAAAUGCAAUAACCUUGUAAGCCAUAUAAACGGGGAAUUAUCGAAAUGUAAUUGUCUAUUCGGUAAAUGGCGGAACCAUGCAUCUAGAAUAAGUAGAAAUGGCGAUUCACAGAAAGCGGCUAUACAAAGUAUAUGCAGAAGAACGGAUUUGAGAAGAAUUACGAAGUCAUUUGAAGAUUUGCCAACAGGUUUUGAGUGCUAUAAGAAUAUGUAUGUGUGAAAUUAAACAAGUAUUA
This is a messenger RNA of Pieris brassicae (large cabbage white), 2878 nucleotides long. RefSeq lists its product as uncharacterized. The coding region runs from base 754 to 2862 and encodes 702 amino acids. Lineage: Eukaryota; Metazoa; Arthropoda; Insecta; Lepidoptera; Pieridae. Gene Ontology annotation, cellular component: telomerase catalytic core complex. The transcript is spliced from 2 exons. The record is from RefSeq and is a predicted model, not a curated record. Gene Ontology annotation, biological process: telomere maintenance via telomerase. Gene Ontology annotation, molecular function: telomeric repeat DNA binding; telomerase RNA binding.